Molecule: messenger RNA, 3600 nt
Organism: Sclerotinia borealis F-4128
Lineage: Eukaryota; Fungi; Ascomycota; Leotiomycetes; Helotiales; Sclerotiniaceae
Source: the annotation of a GenBank genome assembly
AUGGAGAUUCACGUCACAAACGUCCCAGUUCAUACUGGAGAACACGAUCUUCGGAAAUUCCUCAAGCCUAAGAUCGAUAAACUUGCCAUCCAUAGCUUUCAUUGUCAUACUGCUCGAGGUAAAGACUUUGCCAAGCUCACUUUUCGAUCUACUACAGAUGGUGAGAAGUUUUUACGACAUUUUGGUGAAAGAAGACCAAACAACAAACAACGUAAAUCCAUAGGUCCUCCAAAGCUUAAUUUUCAUAGCAGGCCGAUUUAUUGUGAGUUGAGCAAAUGGCCUGCGAAUCUGCAUUUACUCCGAUGCUUGGAGAGAGAGGAGAAAGAACGUAUCGAAAACUCAGUGCUUCAAUAUGGUCCACCACUUGCCAACACUUCGUUCGAAUGCACCUCAGUUAUUUGUGGUACCUGGAACUAUGUCCAAGAAGAUUUGGUUUUCAUGCCGGAAUUAACAUGGCAAAGUAAUGUCACUGUUCACUUCAAGGAGAAGGCCAUGAUAUUGAUUCUCGACAACGGAUUACGAAUGGUCAUUCGUUACGAUACCAUUGAACUUCUCACUACAGAUGAUGGUCAUCAUUCAGCGAUCACUGCAACGCUCCGUCAACCUCCUCAUUUCUUCAGAGAUCCUCCAAAAGUUGACGUUCUCUACGAGAUCACACAAUUGCUUAACAAUGUAGAUCUCAGAAGAAAACCAAUAAGCAACAACCAUCCCACAAAAAGGUCCCGUGUUGCUGGUUUUGAUGAGAAGCACAAGGAAAUUGCGGGCAGCUCUCUCGUGUAUCGUUGCACAUUGAGGGGUUUCACUCCAGAAAUUGAAGAAAAGUUGGAGUCGCUGAAGGAUGCUCGAGGCGUCCCUCCAAUGAUUCAUCAUUCCGUUGCGAUAACUCAGCCCAUAGAAUCUCAUGAUACCGGUCUCAAAAGACUUCAUGAGGCUUUAGGAAGUUUCAACAAUAGUCUACCAUUUCCCUUGACAUUUCAGGUUCGAAAAUUAGCCCAAAAUGGAUUUCUCCCUCCUCGCCAAAUUAUUGAUCUUCUACCGACCUUCAUUUCAAUGUUCGAACGAUCCACUCUUCCAAUUUGUGUCGCAGCUAUGAGGAGACUAUUUAAUCAGCUUCCAUAUCCAGGACCUGAUGUCAAAGCAGAGGCCUUCGACAAGAAAGCUAUUGCUGAGUUGCUUGCAAAUAAUGAGAAACUUUCAACGCAAGAGGCUCUCUAUGCCGAGGGCUUCGGAGGUACGGCAUCUCAGAAUACUGCUCUGGUUCACCGAAUCACCAUUACUCCUGCUGGAGUAUAUCUGGAUGGCCCCGAGACAGAGAGUAACAAUCGUAUUCUUCGGAAAUAUGCUGGUAGUCAUGGCUAUUUCGUACGCGUGAAUUUCUGCGAUGAGGACGGUGGUAGAAUUCAGUAUGCUUCGAAUGUCUCUAACGAUGAAAUCUUCGAUGUGGUAUUCAAGAAUAUUUUACGAAAUGGAUUCUCUAUCGCAAACCAAAAAUAUGAAUAUCUAGGCUCGUCACAUUCAUCUCUUCGCACACAAUCCUGUUGGUUUGUGGCACCUUUCUUCAAUGAUAAGGGAUAUCACGAUGCCCAACAUAUCAUCCAUGACCUAGGUGAUUUUACAUCAAUUCGUUCUCCAGCUAAGUGUGCGGCACGAAUUGGUCAAGCAUUCUCCGAUACACCAAAUGCUAUAACACUCGAUAAGAAUGUUAAGGUGGAAAAUAUUUGCGAUGUCGAACGCAAUGGUAGAGUCUUUAGUGAUGGGGUAGGAACGAUGUCAGAGUCAUUGAUGCAUAAGAUAUGGGAAACUUUACCAAACAAAAAUCUCGUGAAACCAACUUGCUUCCAAAUUCGCUAUCGAGGGGCCAAAGGUAUGAUCUCUUUGGAUACCCGUCUCCAGGGAGAUUGUUUACAACUCAGAGAAUCUAUGAUCAAGUUCGACGGAUCUCUUUCAGACGAUCUUGAGAUAUGUGGUGGCGCGUACAAGCCACUCCCUAUGUAUCUCAACCGACAAUUCAUUAAGAUUUUUGAAGACUUAGGAGUCGAACCCGAAUAUUUCAUGAGACUUCAAGCAAAAGAGGUCUCACGAUUGAGAGCAAUUACGGCUAAUGCAUAUAAUGCCUCAACCUUUCUUCAACGAAAAAAGGUUGGAGAUGUUGUUCUCCUCCCAUAUUUAAUCGACCAUUGUUCUGCUUUAGAUCUGGAUUUUAGAAACGACGUGUUUUUGCGUGAUGUUCUUGAGAUGGCAGUUCUAAUAGAACUUCGCACUUUAAAGCAUAAAGCUAGAAUACCUGUCGAGAAGGGUUAUCAUCUACACGGCAUAAUGGACGAGACUGGGAUUUUGAAAGAAGGGGAAAUAUAUUGUUGCUGGCUUGAAGAUGGAAAGCCUACCACGCUGGUCAGAUCGGAUGUUGUUAUCACUCGAGCUCCGGCACUUCAUCCUGGAGAUGUUCAAUUGGUUAAUGCCGUGGAUGUCCCGAGCAACUCACCACUGAAGAGACUCUAUAAUUGCAUUUGCUUUAGUCAAAAAGGUGCUCGCGAUUUACCAAGUCAGUUAUCUGGUGGUGAUCUUGACGGAGAUCUCUACUAUGUCAUGUUUGAUCCAGAUAUGAAGUUGAAGAAGACUGUAACACCCGCAGAUUACCCACGAUUACCACCUCUCGACAUUGGCCGUAUCGUGACACAGCAAGACAUGGCUGAUUUCUUCUUAACUUUUAUGAAGACGGAUCAACUUGGUGUUAUAUCAAAUAGACAUCAAGUCUAUGCAGAUCAAAAUGUGAAUGGAACUGAAUGUUCAGAGUGCCUAAAAUUGGCGGAGCUUUGCUCAACUGCGGUUGAUUACUCUAAAACUGGAAUACCGGCUGAUAUUAAUCAUCCAAGUGUACCCAGAAGUACUCUUUGGCGACCUGACUUUAUGGCUCCAGGACCUCAUAUUAAAAUUUCGAACCGACCUACCGAUCGUCUUGAAUUCUCUCAAGAGUAUGCUCCCGUAGAAGCAAUGGACGAAGAGGAUGAGGUCUCGAAUAUUAAGUACUAUGAAAGUCAUAAGGUUUGUGGAAAGCUUUACCGUGCGAUCGAUGAACGACAAGUCUUUGAGGAUGUUAAAAAGCUGAAUACUCAAGCCAAUGACAGUCCUGAUGUCAUACAACACUUGUGGGAAUUCGUUAAAUCUCGUUCUCAGGGAAUCCUCUGGCAACAUUUACGAAAUACUGCGCUGGAGAUCCAGGAGAUUUACGAAAACAACAUGCUGGAUAUAAUGCAUGAGUAUAGCGAGCAUCCAAGUCGCCCAAUUAGCGAGCGAGAGGUAUUUGUUGGUAAUAUUCUUGGAAAGGUUGGAUCAGUGAGCAAAAAGCAAAGAGACUUGUGCACCAGCAUGAAGGAGAAAUACGAUGAUCUUGCCGCAUUCAUCAUUAAUUGCAUCAUCAAGGAUAAGGAUGAGUACUCUGAAGAAGCUUUAGAGCGCAGCAUUGCUUGUUUCGCCAUCUCGCUAGAUGAGAGGAAGCCGAAAACAUUUCGGGAUGAACCUUCAAGAAGUUUCAGAUAUUUAGCUGCUGGAGUCUGCUUGAGGGAGAUGGAGAGAGUACCUGGGCUUCUGAAUCAUUGGUAA